AUGUUGGUAGGAAAUUCAAAUAUGUCCGUACAACCUACGGACUUGUUGUUUAGCAAUUUUAAUCAACUUAGAAAAGUUCCAGAAAUUGAUACUAAUGGUGGAACAAUUUUAAGUAUUGAAGAGAGAGAAGAAAUUGAUCCAACAGAUAAUUGUAAAGUUCAAGUUAUUGUUUAUCAUAUAUUAUCUGCUGAUGGAACUGAAGAAAGUACUACAACAACUAGAAGAAAGCUUAAAGUUAAUUGUACACAAAGUUUACGAAGAUUAGAAUUUACUGAUGGUAAAGAAGCUAAAGUUGAAGAAAAAACUGAAUUAAUUACUGGUGAUUUAUAUGGUUUUCAUGAACCUGUAAUAAAAGAUAACUCACAACAUGUUAAAUUUGAAGUUAAUGAUCCUAAUUCACAAUUUAUUUUAAAUGAUAUGUAUCGUCAAUCUGAAACAGGAUUCAUGAAUUUAUUAAAUCAAGAAAAAAAUACAUUUUUGGAAUUGUUUCCAGAUCUUUUCAGUGAAAUGAGAACAAAACCAAAAUUUUUUGAAAUGCCAUCUACAAAAGCUGAAACUAUUGUUAAUCCUGAUGGUAGUACUACAACUAAAUAUCAUUCAUCAAAAAGUUAUAGUUCACAUUUUUCUAAACAAGAAACAUUUAUUAAUGGUAUUAAAAAAGAAUCAAAAAGUAAAUUUAGAGCUUUCCUAGAAUAUAAAGGACCUCAAGGAGGUUUUCAAUUAAAAAUGAAUGAUAAUGCUGAUGGUGAUAUAAGUGAGGAUGAUGAAACAGAAAAUGAUGAUAGAACAUCACGUCUUGCUUUAAGUGAAAUUGCUGAUAAUCAUUCUGAAUUUGCUAUUGAAGGUUCUAGAUCUGUACCAUCAAUAUCUGCUACAUCAACUAAAAGAUAUGAUAAAGCAUGGCAUGCUGUAAAGGAACUUGUUGAUUCUGAACAACGUUAUGUUGAUAAAUUACGUCUUCUUGAAGAUAUCUUCCGUAAACAAGUUGUUGAAGAGAAAGCACUCGAUAAAUCAACAAUUUCUUAUAUAUUUGCAAAUAUUUCAUCACUUUAUCAAUUUCAUAAUUCGCAUUUACUUCCUCAAUUGAUGGAUCGUUUAAGAGAGUGGUCUUCAUGUAGAAAAAUUUGCGAUGUUGUUAAAAAACAAGCACCAUUUUUAAAAAUGUAUUCAGAAUAUACACAUAAUUAUAAAAAAGCAACAUCAAUAUUUGAGGAAUCUCUUAAAAAGAAAAAACAUUUUGCCCAAAUUGUUAAAAAAAUUGAAAAAAUGAAUGAAUGUGAAAAUCUUCCACUUGUAUCACAUCUUAUAUGUCCUGUUCAAAGAGUUAUGCGUUAUCAAUUAUUAUUACAAGAAUACAAAAAACAUCUUGUUGAAUCUGAUCCAGAUUAUAAAGAUUGUGAAAUUGCUUUAAGUUUAGUUUUAGAAGCUGCAUCACAUGCUAAUGAAAUGAUGAGAAAAUUAGAUAGAUAUAAAAAUGUCUUAGAGGUACAAGAACAAUUAGGAAAUACUAUAACAUUAGUAUCACCAUCAAGAGAAUUAUUAAAAAAAGUUAAACUUUUAAAAAUAAGUUCAAGUACCAAUAAAGCUGAAGAACGUAUACUUUUUGUAUUUAAUGAUUUAUUUUUAUUAGCAUCUGAAAGAAAUAUGUUUGGUGUUAUUAAAUUUAAAAUGAGAGCUAUUUUUGAUGCAUAUUAUUCACAGAUAUAUGAAGGUGACAACCUAGAAAGAGAACAUAGUUUUUAUUUAAGGGGAACUGAUGGUAUAAUUGAAAAUCAACCUCAAAGACCAAGUAGGAGAAUUGAGUUGUCAUGUGAGAGUGCCAAAGAAAAAAAUGACCUUAUGCAAUUGUUAUGGAAUGUUAUAAAUGAUGCCAAUGACCGUAAAAAUUCAUUUCCCAAAAGUAUUUCGUGUAGUAGUAGUUUUUCAUCAGGAAAAUAUGAAACAAAAUGGUGUGUUAAAUGUGAAAAUGAUAUUCGUUGGCCAUCAAAAUCAUAUAAAUGUUCUGGUUGUAAAUUAAAAUAUUGCAAAAGAUGUUUUGGUAAUCUUAGAAAUGAAGAUAAAAAAAAUAGAAUAUGUAAUAUUUGUAAUGUAAAUAUGGAUGAGAAUGGACAAUUAGCAUUAUCAAAAUUAUUAACACGUCUUGAUAUGCUUGCUAUACCAGCAACUGAAGGUGAAAUUUUACAUUCAAGUUCUGUUAUUCUUAAAUUUAAUGGACGUCUAGUUCAUAGAUAUUUUGUUCUUCGCAAAGAUUUUUGUCUAUAUUCAUAUGCCACAGAUGAAGAUAAUGUUGCUUUAGCAAUGUGCCCUGUAUCAGGAUGUGAAGUUUCUCAUAGUAAUGAAAAACAUGGUUUUCAAUUAAAACACAUCAAUAGAACUUAUGAUAUUUUAGCCCAUGAUGCUGCUUCUCAAGCUAAAUGGAUGGCUGUUCUUGACUUAGCCGCAAACGCACGACAUCCUAGUCAUACAAUUGAUGAUGAAAAUAGCAGUGGCGAAGAAUCAAAUAAUAAUAAAAAAAAAAGAGUUUCUAAUCUUUUUUAA
Strongyloides ratti is the source of this 2538-nucleotide messenger RNA. RefSeq names its product Dbl homology (DH) domain and Pleckstrin homology domain and Zinc finger, FYVE/PHD-type domain and Pleckstrin homology-like domain and Zinc finger, RING/FYVE/PHD-type domain and Zinc finger, FYVE-related domain-containing protein. The coding region runs from base 1 to 2538 and encodes 845 amino acids. Gene Ontology annotation, biological process: cytoskeleton organization; filopodium assembly. Gene Ontology annotation, cellular component: cytoplasm. NCBI's taxonomy places the organism in Eukaryota, Metazoa, Nematoda, Chromadorea, Rhabditida, Strongyloididae. The record is from RefSeq and is a predicted model, not a curated record. The transcript is spliced from 3 exons. Gene Ontology annotation, molecular function: guanyl-nucleotide exchange factor activity.